AUUUUGAGCAGUGUUAUGAAAUAAUAAAAUGAAUUUAAGUAGUAUGGUUUUCUUGUUACUUGUGUCUAUUUGUAGUUUAAUUACUUCUUUAAAUUUACUUUCUUCUGGUUGUUGUUAUUUUAUAGAUUGAGAGUUGAUUAGAAUUAAUAGAGCUAGAAUUGAAAUAGCUUUGAUUAUUGACUGAAUAUCAAUGAUGUUUAUGUCUUUUGUUUGUUUUAUUUCUUCUAUGGUUUUAUUUUAUAGGGGGGGUUAUAUGUCCGGAGACUAUAAUAUUGGUCGUUUUAUAUAUUUAGUUUUGGGGUUUGUACUCUCGAUAUUAUUAUUGAUUAUUAGUCCUAAUAUAAUCAGUAUUUUAUUGGGUUGGGAUGGGUUAGGCUUGGUUUCUUAUGCUUUAGUUAUUUAUUAUCAAAAUGAAAAAUCUGCUGGGGCGGGAAUACUGACAGCUUUGUCUAAUCGUGUUGGAGAUGUUGCUAUUUUAUUAAGAAUUUCUUUAAUAUUGAGUUUAGGGGGUUGAAAUUUUUAUUUUUAUGUUGGGGAGGAGUCUUUAAAUAGGAGUUAUGUUGUUUUUUUAGUAGUAUUAGCUGCUAUAACUAAGAGGGCUCAGAUUCCUUUCUCUGCUUGACUACCUGCGGCCAUGGCUGCUCCUACUCCUGUUUCUGCUUUAGUUCAUUCUUCAACUUUAGUGACCGCUGGGGUUUAUCUUUUGAUUCGAUUUCAUUCUAGGCUUAUAACUUCUUUUGCUAGAACUUUACUUUUAUUAUUAGGUUGUUUGACCAUGUUUAUGGCUGGGCUGGGAGCUAAUUUUGAAACGGACUUAAAAAAAAUUAUUGCUCUUUCUACACUAAGUCAGCUGGGUGUUAUAAUUACUAUUUUAAGGUUAGGGUGGGCUACUUUAGCCUUUUUCCAUCUUUUAACUCACGCUUUAUUUAAAGCUCUUUUAUUUAUAUGUGCUGGUUCAAUUAUUCAUAGUGUGGGGGACUAUCAAGAUAUUCGUAUGAUAGGGGGUUUAGUAAAUUUUAUACCUAUCAGGGUUGUUUGUAUUAAUUUAGCUAAUUUAGCUCUUUGUGGGUUUCCUUUCUUGGCUGGGUUUUAUUCGAAGGAUUUAAUUCUAGAAGUGGCUUUUUUAAAUCCUCUUAAUGAGAUUUGUUUCUGGUUGUUAGCUUUGGCUACUGGUCUUACCGUUUGUUACAGGUUCCGUCUUGUAUAUUACAGGCUUAGGGGUGACUAUAACUUAAGGUCUGUUUCAUCUGUUAGAGAUUCUGAGACUUUGAUAACUUGGCCUAUGUUGGGUUUAAGAAUUGGUGCUGUAGUAGGUGGUUCUGCUGUUUCUUGGCUUGUGUUUCCUUCUCCUACUAUAAUUUGUCUUACUUUGUCGAUGAAACUACUUGCUUUGGCUGUGAGUUUAGUUGGGGGUUUUAUUGGAUAUGUAUUAAAUUUAAUAGUAGAAAAUUAUAAGCUUAAUUCCCUGCAGUUUUAUCCUGUUGUUGUUUUUUCUGGUUCUAUGUGAUUUAUGCCUCUAUUAUCUACUAUCGGAAUUAGACGGGGUGUUUUAGCUGGUGGUUUUGUAUACACCCAAUUAGGAGAUGGAGGUUGAUCCGAAUAUUAUGGUGGGCAGGGUAUUUACAGCACUCUUAUGAAAUCUUCUGGCUACCUUCAGGCAAUUCAAGAAAAUAGAAUUAAAACUUAUUUAAUUAUUUUAUUAAUUUGAUUGGUAGGUCUUUUACUGAUCAUUUAAA
Messenger RNA from Macrobrachium nipponense, 1736 nucleotides. Its product is annotated as NADH-ubiquinone oxidoreductase chain 5-like. The record is from RefSeq and is a predicted model, not a curated record. Lineage: Eukaryota; Metazoa; Arthropoda; Malacostraca; Decapoda; Palaemonidae. Gene Ontology annotation, biological process: ATP synthesis coupled electron transport; electron transport coupled proton transport. The transcript has a single exon. Gene Ontology annotation, molecular function: NADH dehydrogenase (ubiquinone) activity.